AUUACAGAGUUCAGUGCUGCUUUUAAAAACAUUUAAUUCUUUGCAAUUUAAUUUUUAGGAUGUGAUGAAGCUGCCAUUGUCCUGCUGCAAUCACUGACCUAACGUCCAUACCAACAUAAUAUUGGGAGCUACAACCCAGAAUGGCGGUGCCAGGUGGCCGUGUUGGGGUACCUGGGGGUCUCCAGGACCUAGGUACCAUUGACUGGGGAGGAAACGACAUCCCGGAGCAGCCUACAUCAACAGAGGGUCUGAGGCAGCAGCAACGGCAACUCAUCAGAGAGCAGGACGAGGGUUUGGACGUGCUGGCCUCGGUAAUAUCCCGACAAAGGCAGAUGGCCGGCGCCAUCGGAGCGGAGAUCGAGGAACAGAGCGCACUGAUUGACGACAUCUCCGAUCUGGCGGAGCGGGGAGCCGCACGGAUCGAACACCAGACUCGCCAGGUGCGCCGCGUCGACCGGAAAGAGUCCGGCACAUGCUGGUACUGGGUGGUCAUAAUCGCUCUUAUGAUAGCCAUCGUGGUCAUCUUCCUGUGGUGACCUCCCGCCAACGGUCACGUGACUUCUGAGUGACCAGGUGGACAGCGGCUAGUGAGGUCACGUGACUUAGUUGGUCGAGUAGGCAGUGGCUGGACGGGACGUGGCAUUUCACGAUUGGUCGCGUUAAAGCGGUACUGUUGGCUCCAGUGGAUUGAUGCGAAUGACAUAUGUGCUGCUAAAGCAUGCACCUCGUCUCAAACUAAAUAGUUGGCUAUACAACCUGUGAAAACUUGGUAGCGAAUAACUUCUUCGAAGGCUGCUCACUUUGGCGUUGCGUUUAAUAUCACCUGAUCUCCCCUCGUCCCACACCCACGUUGUAACUGAUGGCUAAUGGAUGGUCCGGCUGAAGUGUGCUGCAUGCGCCAAAAGGAAAAGUCCUUUCAUGACGUCAUUAUGAUACUCUUGUGACGUCAUUGAGAUAACGUAUUCUUAUCGUUUGUAACGGGUGGUAAUAUUGAUGUGUUCCCUGGGCAUGUAUGUGAAUGAGAGCUAAAGAACGCAAAUGAGCUCGAAGUCUACACGCUUCUGAAUGGUAUAGAGCAAAAGGAAUGUGCUUCAGUUUCGAUAGUAAUCGUAUGCGUGUAAUGGUAUCGCGUGUCGAUGGUGUACUUUGUGAAUGUUUUUGUACUUGUAUCGACAUGGUUAUCGUGACAUAUAAAAAAGGGCCUUCCCGGUAUUGUGUCGUGUAACAUCAUGCUGCUGUGUAUCGUAAUAUAUUUUAGUACUUGUCA
Molecule: messenger RNA, 1267 nt
Organism: Amphibalanus amphitrite
Lineage: Eukaryota; Metazoa; Arthropoda; Thecostraca; Balanomorpha; Balanidae
Product: syntaxin-8-like
Exons: 5
Coding region: 141-536 (131 amino acids)
Biological process (GO): vesicle fusion; intracellular protein transport
Cellular component (GO): SNARE complex; endomembrane system
Molecular function (GO): SNAP receptor activity; SNARE binding
Source: RefSeq, a predicted model, not a curated record